This is a messenger RNA of Emiliania huxleyi CCMP1516, 937 nucleotides long. RefSeq lists its product as hypothetical. The coding region runs from base 230 to 673 and encodes 147 amino acids. Gene Ontology annotation, cellular component: cytosol; nucleus. Gene Ontology annotation, molecular function: protein serine/threonine phosphatase activity. The transcript has 10 exons. Lineage: Eukaryota; Haptophyta; Isochrysidales; Noelaerhabdaceae. The record is from RefSeq and is a predicted model, not a curated record. Gene Ontology annotation, biological process: protein dephosphorylation.
CGCCGCGUGGGCGAGAGGCCACCUCCUGCCCAAGCUGCAGGCGUACAUCGUCUCGGCGGUGGAGCGGAACGGCGGCGCGCAGCUCGGCGAGGACGACGGCGUCGACGCGUGGCUGGCGACCGACGGAGAGUUCGUCAAGCACGCGGUGCAAAAUGCGAUCCCGGACGGCUCCACCGGCAUCUGUUGCAUCCUCCUCCGGCCAGCGACGCCGGGCGGGAGGCGGCGUCUAAUGGUUGUCAACGUCGGAGACUCGCGCGCCGCGAUGGUCCACGCGGAGGGCAGUGCGAGGCCGCUCUCCGAGGACCACAAGCCCAACCGGCCCGACGAGAGGGCGAGGGUCGAGGCAGCGGGGGGGCACGUCAUCUUUGCCGGGUGCUGGCGAGUGCAGGGCGACCUCGCCGUCUCGCGCGCGUUUGGGGACUGCCAUCUAAAGCGGUACGGCGUCACGGCGGAGCCUGAGAUCAAGACGUACGAGCUCGGGCCGUCCGACGCCUUCUUGGUGCUCGCGUCGGAUGGGCUGUGGGACGUGGUCGACGAGCAGCAGUGCGCAAAGGUGGUCCUGCGCGCGCCGGACGCAAUCACCGCCGCCUCCGCCCUCUGCGACCUCGCCUCCGUGCGCGGCUCGAUGGACAACAUCACCUCGCUCGUGGUGGACGUGCGGCAGCUCUCUUGAGGUGGGCGGGGGGCAAACACGGGCGGGAGGCCUGGAGUGAGCGCCGUACGAUGGGGCGCCGUGGGCCUGUACAAUGCCGCUGCGCCGCCGCCGACUCGACACUCCCUUGCCCGCGUCGCGAGGGGCUCGCAUUCAGCCCGCUGUCCUCUCGCGCGCCCGCCGCCAACGGGCACCGCCACAGCCAUCGGCAUCGCCAGCUGAGGAGGGGGAGGGUGCAGGCAAGUCCGUGUUGCGCUUUCGAACCGGAUAGAAAGGGGCCCCCUC